GAAUUGUGCUGUGUAGCAACUGAAUGGAAUGUACACCCUAUAAGAAGUAAUAAGAACAUUGAGAAUCCUCAUGGAAAACCAGAUGUUAUGCAUUUCACCCCAGAGUUGUAUAACACCCAUAAUUAUGAAACUCAAGUCGCCUUUGAAGACGUUGCCAUUUGCGAGGAGUUGUACACAAAAGAAAAACCCAGUGAUUAUGACCAAGGGUUUCUGGGGCUAGUUCAGUUGGUAAGGCCAAAUAUAACUAUCCCUACUACUACCGACGAUGCUCUUGAACCUUUAUAUCAGUGUUAUUCAAGAUAUAGAUGA
Molecule: messenger RNA, 309 nt
Organism: Paramuricea clavata
Lineage: Eukaryota; Metazoa; Cnidaria; Anthozoa; Malacalcyonacea; Plexauridae
Source: the annotation of a GenBank genome assembly